CAAGACAAAGUUGACAUACUGCAAAUGAAUAAUAGUUUUGUAUCUUUUUUCAUGUUUUUUCUGUGGAGAGAGGAUGUGAUCUUUGUGGUUGUCUUAAUUAAAAAAGACCUUAGAUAAGAUUAGUGCAAAGUCUUCUGUUGGCAUGUCUAGCGGAACAUAUUCACCAAUACCCACGCUGGAUGCUACAUCAUCAGUGACUCAAUCAUCUGGUUCGAAUUUAGGAACCACUAACUCAAAAAAAGAUUCCUUAACUAGUUUUACUACAACGGACCUGCAACAAAUAUCAUUAACCAACAGUGAACAUCCUAUUGAGCAAGCAGAUUGGGUUAGUGUUAAUGAAAAGUUACAAAAUCGUGGUUUAAAUGCAAUUGUUUUAACUCACCCAUCCAAAUUUCAAGCUGCAGAAGGAUUUGUUGUGCUUGAUGAAGAAAAUGCAGAAACAAUGCGAAAGACGAUUUUUCAUUUGCUACAGGAAAAUGAAAGACGUCAGACACUAUUUGAAGAACUUGCAAGUGAAUCUACAAAAUUGAAGGAAAGCAAAAAAGAACUUGAAAGAGAAGUCAAGAAAGGAAAGCACCAAAGAGGUCAUGAACAGCAUGAAACAGCAUCACACACUAACCCUCAAUUACAUGAAAGUGAGGGUACACGAACAUAUAGGAUAAUGCUUAAACAAAGAUAUGAGCAUCGCAUAGAAGCUUUGCAAGCAGAGAUUAACGAGCUCCGGCAGUCGCUAACUAUGCUGAAAAGUGAAACGCAUGAAAAAAUACAUCCUCAAACUUUUCUCAACAUUCCAUCCUCGAACCAACUUUUUCAACUUCCUGUGAAUACUGAUAGGUGUUUCAAGAAGCUGACACCAGAGUGUACACCGAGGUCCGUACAAACAGAACAACAACAGCAACUUUCGGAUGUUAUGGAUAUGAAGCUGCACAAAUACCGGAAGAAAUGUGCAUCUUUAAAAAUAAAAAAUGGAGAAUUGAAAGAUGAGAAUUCCAAACUUCACAGCAAAAUACACAAUUUGAAUGAAAAUUCUCACAACACAAGACUAGAUGGAAGCAGAUAUGAAGAGCUGCACAAACAGCAUAGAAAGCUGCAACAAAUACUUAAGCGUAACAAUCUCACAUAUCUAUUAGAUGGAGGACAUACUACGACCUCAAAAAUACAUGAAGUCGGAAAAAUACCAAUACAUGACUGUCAAAGAUACUUGCGCGAUAUCUGCUAUGCAUUGAAUGUGGACGAUAUCAACGAUGCCUUGAUGGUGGCAAGGUCUUACGAGAAGAAAAAGAACUAUUUUAAUGAAAUAGAAAAAUUACUGGAGAAAGUAAGCGACAUGUUACUAGGUGACGCGCCAUCUAGUAUGAGAGUUUUAGACGAUAGAAUGAAACUUCUAUCUGCUGUCGAUGAGUGGAAAACAGAACGCAAAGAACUCGAGGAGAUCUACUCAGCAUUAAAAGAUCUUACUCUUUUGAUCACACCUUGGAAGAUCAGUGAUGAGUCUUCUAUCCAAGAUGAUAUAUCACCGACACACAUUAUACAGCUAUUAAAAAACGUUACAGCCGACUUUUAUAAAGGCCCUACUAUAUCGCAGGAAGACACAGACAUAUAUAAAAACAUAGUUCAACAUUUCAUGCGAUUGUUUGACGUGCAAAAAUACGAAGCUGUGUACACAAGGAUGCACGAUGUCUAUGUGAAACAUUUUGAAUUGGUGAAUGUUUUCAAGUCGAUACGUGAAAUCCUUCAUUUGCGUGCGGAUUGUAGUCUCAACAACAUGGUCGAUGCAAUCGGACAAUUAGCAAAAGCGAGACAUCUACUUCACGUCCGGCAGUUAGACAGUGUCAUUCGACGUAUUGAAAAAUAUGAUGAAUUUUACGAAGCUUUUCAUCGCAUGGUGAAUGAACUGUUGGAUGUUUUGAAUCUUGAUAGUCUUGAUGAGAUCGUGCCAGCUGUUAAAGCACUACUACAGUUUCCAUCAUGAAAGAAUUACUAACAAAUGACUGUCCACUUAAAAUGUUAACUACAUGAGGAGUAUUUUUUUUUCCAACCGUGUUGUACUCAUGCAAAGUUGAUAGUCUUCAGCGGUUAAUUUAGUCAUUGGUUGAUUAAGGCGCUGUUUGUGUGUGAGGGAUUCUCUUUCACAUCUAAUACAACGUUUUUAUUAGCUUGACAUAAAAGACACUCUUGUUUCUGAGUUAUCAAAGGUUUUGGUUAUCACAAUAUUAAAACGCAAAACAUUAAACGAUGGACCUCAUCUACCAAAGCUGUCCUACGCAGAUCGAAGCUGAACUGCAUUGACCAAUCCUUGACGACUGACCAAAGCUGACUUAUACGACUACAAAGGGCUACCAUGAAAUACAUCAGACUAUUGUUAGAUGACACAAAUGCUGAACUACACAGGCCAUCGCUAGACUAAACAGACCAAAGUUGGACCACGCAGACCAAAGCUGGACUGAUCAACUAUAAGUUAUGGCUUGAGAAGCAUGACAUUCUGCUCGUAAAUACGGGUGGUGCUGAUACAAUACUGUAUUAAGUAUUAGGACCAAAUUUUGUAGUACUGACAGGAAAAAAUACAAUUCUUACAAAA
Hydractinia symbiolongicarpus is the source of this 2578-nucleotide messenger RNA. Its product is annotated as centrosomal protein of 70 kDa-like. The record is from RefSeq and is a predicted model, not a curated record. Bases 143 to 1972 code for a protein of 609 amino acids. Gene Ontology annotation, biological process: regulation of microtubule cytoskeleton organization; cilium assembly. NCBI's taxonomy places the organism in Eukaryota, Metazoa, Cnidaria, Hydrozoa, Anthoathecata, Hydractiniidae. Gene Ontology annotation, cellular component: centrosome. Gene Ontology annotation, molecular function: gamma-tubulin binding. The transcript is spliced from 20 exons.